This is a messenger RNA of Parascedosporium putredinis, 798 nucleotides long. The record is from the annotation of a GenBank genome assembly. NCBI's taxonomy places the organism in Eukaryota, Fungi, Ascomycota, Sordariomycetes, Microascales, Microascaceae.
AUGGCAAAUCACUCGCCUCAACCAGUGGCAUCUUACGAGGAGAGUCCGGACUACGAAGUCACUCUUCGGCUACGACCUGGAGCGACGGUAGCAGCUGGAGAAGAGGUCACCAUCACUUACGGCGAGAACAAGUCAGCAGCUGAGAUUCUCUUCAGCUACGGCUUCAUCGAUGUGGAGGGUGCCAAGAGAGAGCUUGUCCUACCUCUCACAACCUUUGAAGACGACCCUCUAAUUCAAGCCAAACUACACAGCUUCAAGAAGCCUCCAAUGGCCAACUUUUCAUUGCAGGAUGGCCAGGGCUCGUGGAAGAGUCCGUUUGCCUAUUACAUGUGCCUCAAUGAGGAGGACGGUCUCGAGUUCCGGGUCUUACAAGACCUGGAAGGGGGCCGGCAACUCAAGGUAUUCUGGCAGGACGAGGACGUCACUGAUCGUGUUGAGUCGUUCGAUCUGCUCAUCGACAGUCAUGACCUAAGCCAAAUCUUUAGGUUAAGGGUGGUCACCGUCAUGGAAGAACUCGUCUCCAACCACCUAGAGCGCAUGGGAUCUACAAACUCUCCAGAGGAAGAGGAGCUUCUGCGUAGCAUCCACGGGGAGCCUAGAGCCGACUGUAUUGCCAUGGCUGAUACGCUUCGGGGUAUCGAGUACACCAUCCUUGAGAGUGUGCUCCAAUGCCUCCACGAACAGAAAGAAACUCUCCUUGCAGAUGACUCCGUGAGAGCAUAUCUCGGAUCGAUGGAGGAUGCCCAAAAUGAACAAGCACCCCAAGCGACGGCCAAUGAGGAACCCGACUUUAGUUGA